Molecule: messenger RNA, 1708 nt
Organism: Pecten maximus
Lineage: Eukaryota; Metazoa; Mollusca; Bivalvia; Pectinida; Pectinidae
Product: ras-related and estrogen-regulated growth inhibitor-like
Exons: 5
Coding region: 192-836 (214 amino acids)
Molecular function (GO): GTPase activity; GTP binding
Source: RefSeq, a predicted model, not a curated record
ACUACCAGCUACCCUGACGGAGGGGGUCUAAGACCAUAUGUUUUUAUCUUAUUCCAUUUAGUAUGAACAUUUCCUAUAUAUUUCAUAACUAUAAAAAUGUGUUGUUUUCUGUCACGGAUAACGGAGAAAUAACAAUGUUUUCUUAAUGGACUUUUAACUAAAACAUUAAGUGUGGAUUUUUCGGAACCACUAUGAAAGGGAACUCUGUAAAUAUCCUCGUACUAGGAAAGGAGGGCGUUGGAAAAACAGCACUAGUUGUCCGCUUUCUGACCGGAAGGUUUCUAACGGAGUAUGCGCAGUGCGAUGAAAUGGCGUACGAAAGGAGCAUCACGUUGGAUGACAAGCAAGUGUCUCUCAAGGUCAUAGACGUUGGAGGCAAGAGCAUAGACAAAAAGUCUAGUUCGAAGGAGUGUCUCCAGAAGAUUGAUGGCGCAGUUGUUGUGUACUCCAUCACCGAUCGACAGAGUUUUGACGUAGCCGAAUCCGUCGUUGAUUGGCUGAGAAGAGAACGUAGUUCAUGCAUUCCACUGGUGUUGCUAGGCAACAAAUGUGACCUUGACCACGCUCGGGCUGUCUCUACCCAGAAAUCAGAGGAUAUCGAAUGGCGAAACACUGGGUACAUGAUUUCCGAAUGUUCUGCGUCAUCAGAUUCCGAGGGAGUGACGAAGAUUUUCCACAUGCUUGUCCGAAAGAUACUGGAAAAACGUGACACUCACUUAAAGGUCCAGAGGAAGUUGUCAUUAUCGCACGCGCCACUUGGCUCACCCAAAUUGAUCCGAGCCCAUCUUCGCCGGCGGUUUAGUGUGUUUACACGAGAACGGACGUCUACAAUGUAGCAGUGUUUUAUAAACAAAACUGUUUUUUUUAUUCUAGUCACAAGAAUUUUUAUUUUACAAGGAGUGUUCCUAUUCCUGUAAAAAAGUUGAUGGAAGAUGGAAUAAGUAUUUGUGUUUAGACGAAAUACACGGUAUCGUAAUCUGUUUCAUUGUUAUGUACCAAGGUAACAAGGUUAUCUUACUGCAUAGCAGAUGUAAUCUAGUGUCUAUGGAGAUUCCAGUCAAUGUAACGCAGGAUAGAAAAAUUGAUAGAACGAUUUCCGUGAAAAUCGUCAGAGAUUUGAGUCUUUGCCAUUGAUACAUAAACAUCAAACACGCAUACGAUCUGGAGGAUUGUGUUAAGAACAAUGUCUACCAACAAUGUCUGUGUUUCAAAAUACCGCUAUUGUAAAGAUACGCCAUAGCGAUGAAACGUCCGUAGACUUCGGAUCAUGUGUAGAAGUUGGAAGAGUGAUCGCAUAUCAUAUAUUUCCCAACUUUUCAGGAAUCAGCGUCGGUCGUCCUCACAUGGAAACACUUGUUUGCGGCGCUGAGACAUCAAGAGAUGACACAAGAACUGGACCCUGGGUCAUUUGUAUAAAAAAUGAAGAUGUAUUGCCAUAUAUUUCUACCGAUGUGAAAAUUCGUGAGGGGCUCGACUUUUCACAACAGAUUUCCGCAAUAUGUGUAGAGAACAUAUUGUCAGCUGACGACCGUCGUGGAGUAAUCACGUGUUGAACUCAUACAGUUAUGAGUAUACCCCCUAAGAGGAUAAUUUCUGUUCUGUGAUACAGCUGGAUGCAAAACAUGUUGAAAGGGUGACACCUAAUUUUUUUUUUAGGUCAUCUGACCCAAAGGGUCAGGAUGACCUAUAGUCAUCGUGCUUCGUCCGU